Penicillium brasilianum is the source of this 771-nucleotide messenger RNA. The record is from the annotation of a GenBank genome assembly. Lineage: Eukaryota; Fungi; Ascomycota; Eurotiomycetes; Eurotiales; Aspergillaceae.
AUGGGGUCCACCGUUCUCCCGUACAUGGAGACUAAGCCGAAGAUGAUCUUCUUCACCGAUUUCGAUGGUACUAUUACCGUCGACGACAGCAAUGACUUCAUGAUUGACAACCUUGGCUUCGGUCGCGAGGAGCGCCGCAAGUUGAACGAUGAGGUUCUGGAGGAGCGCAUGGGCUUCCGUGACGCCUUCCGCCUCAUGCUUGAGAGCAUCAAGACCCCUUACAACGAGUGCAUCGAGAUCCUGGAGAAGAACAUGAAGCUGGACCCAUAUUUUGAGGAAUUUUACUACUGGGCCGAGAAGAACAACGUCCCUAUCGUCAUUCUGUCCUCCGGUAUGCGCCCGAUCAUUAGUGCGCUGCUCGAGAAGUUCCUUGGCCACGAGCCCAAGAGCCACCUCACCAUUGUCUGCAACGAGGUGAUUCCUCGGGAUGGCAAGGAUAUCAACAGUGAGGGUGGUUGGCAGAUCAAGUAUCACGAUGAGAGCCACUUCGGCCAUGACAAGUCCCUUGAGAUCAAGCCGUAUGCGGCUCUGCCCGACGGCGAGCGGCCCAUUCUCCUGUACGCUGGUGACGGUGUCUCUGACCUGUCGGCUGCUGCUGAGACCAACCUCCUGUUCGCAAAGGAGGGCAAAGAUCUGGUCACUUUCUGCCAGCGCCGUGGCAUGCCCUACACCACUUUCCAGGAUUGGUCCACCAUCCUCUCCACUUCCCAAGACAUUCUCGCUGGCAAGAAGUCGCCGAGCGAGGUCGCCGUCCAAGCGAAGAGCGCUUGA